UGUACAUUACUACUAUGUUUAAAAUGUAUGUAAAAGUAGUUAAGAGCUUUGGUACGUCUCGGAAAUUCUCGGUAAGGCUGGAAAAAUUUAAAAGUGAAGUGGGUGUUUUAGUCUUUUCAAGCUGAUAGAAGAAGAACAAAAACUAUCAUCAGAGAGACAUACAAUAAUUUGGAGGUGAGAGGAGAAGAAGAUCUGUCAUCGAGCUGUCUUGUUCCGAUUUGAAAACUGGAAAAAGGUCGUCAGAAGAAAGGAUGAAUGUAGAAGAGGAGAUUCAGAAACUUGAGGAAGAGAUCCAUCGUCUUGGUUCUCUCCAGUCCGAUGGCUCUUACAAGGUGACGUUUGGAGUGUUGUUUAAUGACGACCGAUGUGCCAACAUCUUCGAAGCAUUGGUUGGGACAUUGAGAGCCGCCAAGAAGCGCAAGAUAGUGGCAUUCCCAGGAGAACUCUUGCUUCAAGGCGUUCACGACAAGGUUGAGAUCACUCUCCGACCACCUCCACCACCGCCUCAAGCUGUCGCCGCCACUUCCUAAGUUCCCGUUUUUGUUUUGUUUUCUCUUUUUGUUUUUUUUUUUCUCUGUGUGUAAUGAAAUGAUGAACUGGAUGAUCAAUGAUUGCCUUUGCUUUGCUUCUCUCUAUUGGUAUCACAUCUAAGCUUUGAGCCA
Messenger RNA from Eutrema salsugineum, 662 nucleotides. RefSeq names its product costars family protein ST45-2. The record is from RefSeq and is a predicted model, not a curated record. Gene Ontology annotation, biological process: regulation of actin filament-based process. Lineage: Eukaryota; Viridiplantae; Streptophyta; Magnoliopsida; Brassicales; Brassicaceae. The transcript is spliced from 2 exons. Bases 252 to 530 code for a protein of 92 amino acids.